AUGCAGACAAUCACAGCUGACCAAAGUAUAGUAGGAGUACUUAGUAGCAGGCACUUGGUGCGUUGCAGUUGCAGGUUGCAGCUAGCUAGCAUGAGCUCCCGAGUGCGAGUUCUCAGCGUCACCCAUGUCCGCCCCGAUGAUCUCCCGACUGCCGACCAUACCGCCGACGUCAAGCUCUCCUUCUUCGACGCGUUGUACGUCACCAUGGCGCCGAUCCAGCGACUUUUCUUCUACGAGAGCCCCGACCUCCCGCCCUUCCCUGCCCUCGUCCGCUCCCUCAAGUCCUCCCUCGCCGCCACGCUCGCCGUCUUCCCGCCCCUCGCUGGCGAGAUCACCCACCGCCCCGACUCCGGGGGGGACGUCGUCAUCGACUGCUCCGCACAUGCGGCCGUCAGGUUCGUCGAAGCCGAGUACUCGGGCGUUGUCGACAUGCGCCACCUCGCUGCUGACGACGAGCACCACGCGGAGGAGUUCGUGCAGCUAGUGCCGGAGGUCGAGGUGGGGAGGCUCCCGGCCCCGGUGCUCGCGGUGCAGGUCACGAGGCCCGCAGGGGGAGGGGGAGUCGUUGCUGUGGGUUUGUCCGUUCACCACGCGGCAGCCGACGGCCAGUCGGUGUGGCGGUUCAUCAAGGCCUGGGCCGCCGCGGCUCGGGAAGGCUCGCCGGUUGCCGCGCCGCCGCCCAUCUUUGACAGGGCGGUGAUUCGUCAUCCCAGAGCUCAGGAGCUGACGCGCAAGUUCAUCACCAACUGGACCGAACGCAUGCAGGUGAACCCAUUCCCGUUCCCAGUGCCGGACAUGGCGCAUCAGCGCAGGAGAACCUUUCUGCUCCGCGCCGACCAGAUCCAGUCGCUCAAGCAGCGCAUGUCGCAGAGCAAAAUUACCGGCACCCAGCAGCCGCCGACCACUUACGUCGCCGUGUCGUCCCUGGUGUGGGCGUCCCUCGUGCGCGCCAAGGCCAAGUCCAUGGACAAUGACGACGACGCCUACUUCUUGCUCAGCGCGGACUGCCGCCGCCGCCUCCGGCCGCCGGUGGACGAGGCCUACUUUGGCAACUGCGUCAUGGGGUGCUGCGCGAGGGUAGCCGUGGGGUGCCUUCUCCGCAGCGGCGAUGACGACGGGCUCGCGCACGCCGGUGCCGCUAUCCAGAGGGCAAUGCGUGAGGGCCUGGAGGACCCGGUCGCCGACAUGGAGGGCCGCCUCGAGCGCCGCCGCGGGCUCCCGGCGGAGAGGGUGACGGUGAUUGGGUCGUCGAACCGGUUCAUGGGGUACGAGACGGACUUCGGGUGGGGCGCGCCGACUCGUGUGGAGCUGGUGUCCAUCACCGUCGGGGAGGAGGUGACUCUGCUGGGAGCGAGGGAAGGCGGCGUCCAAGUAUCAGUGGCGCUCCACCGUGCCCACAUGGAGGCCUUGGUGGACAACUUCCGACUACUGUCUGAGGCAGCCUAG
Molecule: messenger RNA, 1446 nt
Organism: Triticum turgidum subsp. durum (durum wheat)
Lineage: Eukaryota; Viridiplantae; Streptophyta; Magnoliopsida; Poales; Poaceae
Source: the annotation of a GenBank genome assembly